Molecule: messenger RNA, 3927 nt
Organism: Xiphias gladius (swordfish)
Lineage: Eukaryota; Metazoa; Chordata; Actinopteri; Istiophoriformes; Xiphiidae
Gene: hcn4
Product: hyperpolarization activated cyclic nucleotide-gated potassium channel 4
Exons: 10
Coding region: 1-3927 (1308 amino acids)
Biological process (GO): potassium ion transport; transmembrane transport
Cellular component (GO): membrane
Molecular function (GO): voltage-gated potassium channel activity
Source: RefSeq, a predicted model, not a curated record
AUGGACAGGUUGCACUCCUCCAUGCGUAAAAGGCUCUACAGUUUGCCACAGCACAUUGGACAGAAAGCAUCUAUAAUGGGCGAAGGAGAAGACGCAGACAAGGACACCCGGAGGAAGAGUAUCAGGAUGAAACCUCUACCGUCACCGUCGCCGACCUCUGGGGGAAGCUGCAAAGGCAUCGGGGAGACCAAAAGUGGGGAGUCUGUGAUCAUGGAGACGGACAUAGGGAGACCAAUGAAGACCAGCUCGAAUGGAGAUUGCCGGAGGUUUCGAGGGAGCCUCUCGUCCAUCACAAGUCGGCAUGUGCACGACUCGGACUCGGCGGAAGAGAGGCGCCUCAUCACCGAGGGGGAAGUCACCCCGAGCGAGGAGAGCCCCCCCGAGGCCAUCGGUGAUGGGCCGCCGGAUCAAGGCGCGCAGGGGGCCACCGGUGGCGGCGGUACCCAAAACGAUUCCCCAGGCCAGCAGUCAGGGUUUAUAAAGUUGGAUGGCAUUGAUCAAAUUCUGCCGGACGACGAGAGAUUAUAUCAAGCCGGGUUCAUACACAGACAGUUUGGAGCAAUGCUACAACCGGGGGUCAACAAGUUCUCCCUGAGGAUGUUUGGAAGUGAGAAGGCGGUUGAACGGGAACAAGAGCGGGUUAAAUCCGCCGGAUUUUGGAUAAUUCACCCUUACAGUGAUUUCAGGUUUUACUGGGACUUGACCAUGCUGCUGCUUAUGGUGGGCAACCUCAUCAUCAUUCCUGUGGGCAUCACGUUCUUCAAGGAUGAGCACACGCCUCCCUGGAUCGUGUUCAACGUGGUCUCCGACACUUUCUUCCUCAUGGACUUGGUCCUUAACUUCAGGACGGGCAUCGUCAAGGAGGACAACACAGAAAUCAUUCUGGAUCCGCAACAGAUCAAGAUUAAGUACUUGCGGAGCUGGUUUGUGGUGGACUUCAUCUCCUCCAUCCCUGUGGACUACAUCUUCCUCAUUGUGGAGACGCGCAUCGACUCAGAUUUCUACAAGACAGCGCGUGCCCUGCGGAUUGUCCGCUUCACCAAGAUCCUCAGCCUGCUGCGUCUACUACGCCUCUCUAGACUCAUUCGCUACAUCCACCAGUGGGAAGAGAUCUUCCACAUGACCUAUGACCUGGCCAGCGCCAUGGUGAGGAUAGUCAACCUGAUCGGCAUGAUGCUGCUGCUGUGUCACUGGGACGGCUGCCUGCAGUUCCUGGUGCCCAUGCUGCAGGACUUCCCCGCCGACUGCUGGGUGUCCAAAAAUAAGAUGGUGAAUGACACAUGGGGACAGCAGUACUCCUACGCACUUUUCAAAGCUAUGAGCCACAUGCUGUGUAUUGGGUAUGGCAUGUACCCCCCAGUGGGCAUGACAGACGUGUGGCUGACCAUCCUCAGCAUGAUUGUGGGCGCUACCUGCUAUGCCAUGUUUGUGGGCCACGCCACCGCGCUAAUCCAAUCUCUAGACUCAUCUCGACGGCAGUACCAGGAGAAGUACAAACAGGUGGAGCAGUACAUGUCCUUCCACAAGCUGCCGGCAGAUAUGAGGCAGAGAAUCCACGACUACUAUGAGCACCGUUACCAGGGCAAGAUGUUCGACGAGGAGAGCAUCCUGGGAGAGCUGAACGAGCCUCUCCGAGAGGAAAUCAUCAACUUUAACUGUCGAAAGCUGGUGGCGUCCAUGCCUCUCUUUGCCAACGCCGACCCCAACUUUGUCACCUCCAUGCUCACUAAGCUGAAAUUCGAGGUGUUCCAGCCGGGGGAUUACAUCAUCAGGGAGGGCACCAUCGGCAAGAAAAUGUACUUUAUCCAGCAUGGGGUUGUCAGUGUACUAACCAAAGGCAAUAAAGAGACCAAGCUUUCAGACGGCUCCUACUUUGGAGAGAUUUGUUUGCUGACGCGGGGUAGAAGGACAGCCAGUGUGCGAGCGGACACAUACUGUCGCCUGUACUCACUGUCUGUCGACAACUUCAACGAGGUGCUGGAGGAGUAUCCUAUGAUGAGAAGGGCCUUUGAAACUGUUGCACUGGACAGACUGGACCGUAUUGGCAAGAAAAACUCCAUCCUGCAGCACAAGGUACAACACGACCUCAGCUCUGGUGUACUCAACUACCAGGAAAAUGAGAUCAUUCAGCAGAUUGUGCAGCAUGACAGGGACAUGGCCCACUGCGCCCACCUCAUGCAGAACGCCCCACCCCAGACGCCCCCCUCACCUACCCCUGUCAUCUGGGCCCCCCUCAUCCAGGCCCCUCUCCAGGCCGCAGCCGCCACCACCUCAGUAGCCAUUGCGCUGACACACCAUCCCCACCUCCCACCAACACUCUUCCGGCCUCCAGUUUCUGUUCUGGGGUCUCUAAAGGACCCUCCAAGCCGGCUUAAGAAGUUCCACACAUUUGUUCCUUCAUCCACCGCACCUGGCUCUGCUGGGGACUCUCCCUCUAGCACACCCUCUAAACUGCGCACUGGGGUAGACAUGCCAUUGCUGGCCUCUUUUCGGGCUCAGCACGUGACAUCAGUUUCAGGGGCAACGAGCUCUAGCCAACAGGCUUCAGGUAGCAGAGGCCAGCGUGGACCUAGUGGGGGUGGGUCUGGGUCCAGUGGAGGAGGGGCGUCUGCCUUCCCCUUCGGACCAUAUUCAUCCUCUGUUUCACCCUCAUCUAGUAUGGCCCAGCUACACCCACAACCACAGCAACAUCAGCCCUUUCGCUCCAGCACCCCACCUCUCUCAAACCUCUUCCACCAAGGAUCUACAGGUGGAAGCACAGGGUCAGGAAUAAGUGGAGGGACAGUUGGAGCCUGUGGUGGUGCUACAGGGUGGUCUUCAGGUGGAGCGGUUGGAGGUUCUGUUGAAGGAGCCACUGGAGGAGACACUGCUUGGGCUGGAGAAGACUUUACAACUGGAACAACAGAAGCGACUCCUGAGGGGCACUUUGGUUUCGGUGGAGCUACUGGUGGAUCAGUAGGAGGGAUCUCAGGGGAAUUAGUGGGAGGGAUAUCUGAAGGAUCAGUGGGUGCUGCUUGUGGCAGGUUAGCAUGUGGAGCAUUAGGUGGAGGGGUGACUGGCGGACAUGUUGGCAGAGCAGCAGUUGGGGCAAGUCCUAUAUCUACUGGCUCAUCAAGCCCUAUGCCUGGGCAGCUUCUCCAUAGCCAGCCACCUCCCAAGCCUCCUCAGGUGGCUCCUCUGCAGCAGUUCGCUGGGGGUGGCAGGACUACCAGUGGCUUAAACCUCUUCCAUUCCACUCCACAAGGCUCCCCAUCCUCUACUAGAGGACAGCACAGCCAGCAGCCUGCUGAAGGCUCCCCAUCUUCCCUCAGCCAUUUUAGCCUGGCAGGCCUCCAGUCUGGCUUCCUGCCUCACCAGAUGUCCCUAGAGAGGUCUGCCCUGGCCUCCCUGGCCCAGUAUGGUUCAGCAAACGCCUCCCCCUGCCUUACCCCGGUGGCGCCCAGCCCUACUGUUCAAAGCCCAGUGGCAGGCAGGACUUUCCACUACAGCGAUCCCUCCAGUGCCACAGGAUCCCACAGUUCUCUGCUCAUGCCACAGUCUUCUCUACCUUCACAACUUCCCAGCCAGCCACACAUAACAGGGAGAGAUUCUCCUCUGGGCCGCUUUUCUGAGGACCUAAAGCUUUUAUCCAGCUCACACUCAUCCCUGCCCCAGGAGGUAGCCCAGGUAUUAGGCCACCAAACUCUGCGCUCCUCUGUGGAAACUGGAUUUUACCCCUCACCCUUUUCCUCACCUACUCUUGUGCCCAAACCCUGUAGCUCAGUGCCAGGGCACAUGACUCCUCCAGUCCAGACAUCUCCGGGGCACCCUCACCAGACUCAGUCCCCCGGAGUCUCCCCGGCUUUGCCUCUAAGGAGGGGCUCUGCUGCCUACUCAUCAGAUCUAGAACCUCAAACUGUCCGCUCUAAACUCCCUUCCAAUUUGUGA